Molecule: messenger RNA, 993 nt
Organism: Rotaria sp. Silwood2
Lineage: Eukaryota; Metazoa; Rotifera; Eurotatoria; Philodinida; Philodinidae
Source: the annotation of a GenBank genome assembly
AUGUUAAAUAUUUGUCAUCGUCAGAAAAAAUCCAUUGAACAUCCAUUAUGUUUAUCAGAUACUGAAUUAUAUACUAUUUGUUAUGAUCCAACAAAACCCCUCUUUAUAUUUCUAUCGAAUGCAUCACAAAUAAAACGAGCAUCAGAUCGUAAGACUAAUAGUCAAACAUAUGCUGAUUAUUAUGAAGAAAUAAUUCCUAAUAUUCAUAUUAAUAAAGAUUUGGUUAUGGGUUCAAUGAAAGUGAUAAAUAAAAGAAAAAUAACAUUAAAUAAACAAGAAAAUUCAAUUAUAUCAUCCGAUCAAACAAUUUAUUAUUAUCCAAUUGAACUUUUACAUUAUGCUCCAUUAAAUCAAUCAGAUUUUAUAUUUAUUUCUAAAUUUCCAAGUAUUCUUAUUCGACUAGUACAGUUAUAUCAUAUUGAACAAUUAAGAAAAUUAUUUGCAGAGAACAUUCAAUGUUAUACUGUUUCACUUAAUCAUCUGAAUUAUGAUUUUUCUCUAAGUUAUGAACAACCAUCAGCUGAUAUUCUUUUUCAAGCAAUAACUCGACGUUCAGUUAAUGAACAAUUUGACAUGGAAAAUUUAGAAAGUCUUGGUGAUUGUUUUUUAAAAUUAGCUAUAUCAAUGUCAUUAUAUUAUCAAUAUCCAUUGGCUAAUGCUGGUGAAUUAACAAAAGAAAAAACAAAUGAAAUUUCAAAUGAAAAUCUUUAUCGAUUAGCAGUUGAAAAUAAAAUUAAAAAUUAUUUAUAUAAUGAAAAAAUUAUUUUUCAAGGCAAAGAUUCAAAUUGGCUACCACCUGGAUAUAUAAUUAAAAUAAAUAAUAAUAGAAAUAAAUAUACACAUCAAAAAGUUAAACGUAAAGCAUUUGCUGAUAUGAUUGAAGCUUUUAUUGGAGCCUUUUUAUUAUCAAGUAAUUAUAGAACUACAAUUAAAUUUAUGCAUUGGCUUGGACUUCAUGUGAUUCCGUUAGAUCAAAACAGUAAAGUUAUUUAG